This is a messenger RNA of Rhodotorula graminis WP1, 2177 nucleotides long. RefSeq names its product glycosyltransferase family 22 protein. The transcript has 7 exons. The record is from RefSeq and is a predicted model, not a curated record. Gene Ontology annotation, molecular function: alpha-1,2-mannosyltransferase activity. Gene Ontology annotation, cellular component: endoplasmic reticulum membrane. Lineage: Eukaryota; Fungi; Basidiomycota; Microbotryomycetes; Sporidiobolales; Sporidiobolaceae. Gene Ontology annotation, biological process: protein N-linked glycosylation. The coding region runs from base 1 to 2088 and encodes 695 amino acids.
AUGCAGAGCUACGGCGUCAACUUGCCGCAGGACCAGCAGAUCCGCUUCAGGAGCAAGCCGCGUGCGCCUGUGCCCGCCAGCACCAAGCUCGAGCCGUCGCCCAAUGCUCGCGCUCUCCGCCCCGCCGAGCCGGGCCUGCUCAAGGACCCCAACCUGAGGUUCGCCUUCGGGAGGUGGUCCCCUAGCCUCACGGUCGCGUUCAGGUUCCUCGUCCUCAUUCGAUGGACCUCGGGCAUGUACACGGCCAUCGCAGACUGCGACGAGGUGUUCAACUACUGGGAGCCGCUCCACUACCUCGUCACCGGUCGCGGGUUCCAGACCUGGGAGUACUCGCCGCUGUUUGCGAUCCGGUCGUACUUCUACCUCCUCGUGCACUCGGGCCCGGCCGUUGCACUCCGGGCCGUCGGCUUCCCCGACAAGCGCGUCAUCUUCUUCGGCACGAGGCUCAUGCUCGCCACCUUUUCGUCCUUCGUCGAGGCCGUCUUCUACCGGUCGUGCCACGUCCACAUCAGCACGCACGUCGGCCGUUAUGUCCUGUGGAUGCAGAUGUUCUCGGCCGCCUUCUACUCGUCGGCGACCUCGUUCCUCCCGUCGACGUUCGCCAUGUACUUCGUCAUGCUCGGCGCCGCCGCGAGCCUGUCGCCGGUCCAGGGCGGCUGGAAGCGCAUCUCGUUCGCCGUCAUCGCGUACGCCAUCGCCGGCAUCGUCGGCUGGCCGUUUGCGGUCCUCCUCGGCGUGCCGCUCGUCCUCGAGCAGCUCUUCGUCCGUGGCACGUUGCAGCGCGCGCCCAUCACGCAGUCGGCGCUGUGGACGAUGAAGCGCACGAGGAACUUGGGCAUCGCGCUCGCCCUCGGAGCGUCCGUCGCUAUCCCGGUCAUCCUCGUCGACUCGGCAGCCUACCAGAAGCUCGUCGUCGUCCCGCUCAACAUCAUCAAGUACAACCUGUUCCCUGUCGCCGGCGCCGGCCCCGAGCUGUACGGCACCGAGCCGUGGUACUUCUACGUCCUCAACGGCCUCAUCAACUUCAACCUCCUGUUCCCCCUCGCGCUCGUCGCGCCCCUCCUUAUCCUCGUCACGCUCCGCGUCGACGCCAAGCGCUUCGGCGACGCGCGCGACGUGUCCAAGGAGCAGACGCACCCGGCGACGAGCCUCGCGAUCCGCCUCGUGCCGCUCCACCUGUACCUCGCCGUCCUCGUGCUUCAGAAGCACAAGGAAGAGCGAUUCCUGUUCCCGGCGUACGGCCACGUCGUCCUCAACGCGGCAGUCGGCCUGUACCUCGUCCGUGGCUGGGUCGAGGCCUACUUCCUCAAGGUCACCCAGUCGCCCUACCGUGCGACCCGCACCGGCCUCUUCUCGCACUUGACGCGCGCCGUCAUCAUCCUCAGCGGCCUCCUCUCGUUCGCCCGCAUCUCGGCCCUGCACAACUACUAUCACGCGCCUUUCAACGCCUACCACCACCUCCAGAACUACGAGCUCGCCCGCGUCGCCCUCAUCGCGCACCCCGAGCUCGCGCCCGCCAUCGACCCGUCCCUCCCGCACGCCGAGUUUGCCGAGCUCCUCAACAAGGAGCAAGCGCUCGACACGCGCGAGGCCCUGAGCCCGCUCAACCUGCGCCUGUGCGUGGGCAAGGAGUGGCACCGGUUCCCGAGCAGCUGGCUCGUGCCGGACGAGGUCGAGACGAGGUGGAUCCAGAGCGCGUUCGACGGCAUCAUGCCCGCCGUGUGGGAGGCGCCCGGGAAGGGCAAGGGCUUGUUCGGUCGCGCGACGGCGACGGUGCCCGAGGGCAUGAACAUGUUCAACCGGGCUGAGGAGGGCCGCUUUGUCGACCCUUCUACGUGCUCCUACCUCGUCGACCUUGACUUUCCCCAACGCCCGUCGUCCACCUUCUCGCCUCUCGAGCCGCGUUACGCCGUCUCGGACGAGUGGAUGCGCGUCUCGUGCCACCCGUUCCUCGACGCCGAGAACUCGCCGCGGUUGCAGCGCGCCAUCAACUUGCCCCUGCCCGGGUGGUCCAAGUCGCUUCAGUGGGGCGACUACUGCCUCUUGCGGCGCAAGGGCCUGCUCGAGGAGGUCCGGGAGAAGGUCUAGUGCGGCGGGCGAGGGUCGGUAGACAGGGCAGCCGAGGGCGAGGGCUCGAGUUUGGCACACAAAAUCGCAGUUACAUCGUUGCCUCUCUC